This is a messenger RNA of Lactuca virosa, 822 nucleotides long. The record is from the annotation of a GenBank genome assembly. NCBI's taxonomy places the organism in Eukaryota, Viridiplantae, Streptophyta, Magnoliopsida, Asterales, Asteraceae.
AUGGCCUUGGUGACCCGUCAGGUUCAGGGUGUCUAUGCUCCAUCAAGGCCUUCUUGGAAGAAAGGGACCAAAUUGAGCCAAAAUUCAAAGGCAUUUUGCACAUUUCAGAAGAUAGAUAUCACCUUAUAUCUUAACAGUGUGGGCCCGCCUUUUAUCCAUGGAUCAAAGCGGAAAUCUGUAAGAGUAUCAUCUUUUGAAGGUAGUGAUGAAGGUGAUGAAUACAUAGACAGAGUGAGAGGGUCAAAAUGGGCAAAAAGUCCGUACAUCUCCUCAAAUGGAGGUUUGACAUCAUUGCCCACAUCUUCACCAAGUCAAGAUCGUACAUUAGAAGAGCAUUCCUGGAAUGAAAGAGUGGAAACAGACCACGAGCUCAUGAAAUGUGGGAUUUUAAAGAGGGUAUGGUGCAACUUUUUUGAGUUUGGAUGCAAAAAUAAAGAUCCCCAUGAUUAUAUUCAUACCCCUGUUCCUUACAGUGAACAUAAAGUAUGGUGUUCAUGUUGCAAAGGAGUUGAUCCCUUUGUGGAUUGGUGGACCUUUACUCCUUGCUCUUUACAUCAAGAUGGUCCAUGUGAUAUACUGGCUCUAUGUUUUCAGCUUCAAGCAAUCAGUCAAAUUAGUAAACAACUUUGGUCAUGGAAAAGAAUACAUACGAAUUCAUUUAUGGCAACAAUUGGUGUACUUUAGGAACUUAGACUACAAAAGAUGAGUCCAAAAGAAUGUGGAAAGAGUUUCAGGAAUGGCUUGGGGAUAUGUGUAUGGAGUUUGUUGAAUCAAUGUGGUCUUAUCGCAGAACUGUUGGGUUUUUGAAGAUGACCAAGAUCA